GUUCCUAUCCACAGUACCCCACAUUGCACAAUAUGGAGGAACGAGUACGGCAAUAUCACGUUGAAGCGACAUCUUUUGUCUCAGCAGCAGUACUACCCCCAAAAGCUUUGAAGGCUAUGAAUGGACUACGUAAAUUCAUCCAUAAAAACCAAGACUAUCGUUUCUCGGACAAGGAAAAGGCAAAACUCUUUGGUGCAGUGGAAGCAUACUUUACGAUAUUCGAUAGAAACUCAGAUAGAACGAACACAAACGAAAGCGACGCCAACAAACCUACCUCCCUCCCUCUUAUCGAAGACGCCCUCAAAGUCCCCCUAUUCACCACCAAACAAAAGUCAACUAUGCUGAAAUGGUAUGACGAACUCCAUAAAGAAGAGGGUGGCCAUAACACACAGAGCCGUGAAACUGACGGAACCGCCCGACAUCCUUGGAGCGAAGAAGAUGAUUGGGGCAACCCCGAUGAGUGGGGAACAGAGGAGCAGAGUGAUGGGGACGGAAUUGAGAAGAAGGACACAGAAAAGGAGAUACCGCAGGUCCAACAAGAUUCGAAUACCAAGAUGAAACUAAAAAAUAAGAAGAGAUGACACUGUACUGCCUUUCUCUUUAUCCCUGGAUUGGUCGUUGUGAAUACAGCAUUAUCAGUGCAAACCUAGAUUCCACAACGCAGAGGGAUAAUGUAAAACAAAAUCCGGACAGUUGCUAUUGGGUUAGCAGCCACGACAAGGCAUAUGACUAACCACUUGCAGUAUAUUUCCUUGACUGUCAGCGUACCUUUACCAUGACUAAGGAACCAUCGCAAAUCUUCGAUGAAUCUCAUCAAGCAUGUGCUACAAGGUUUGUUUUGUUCUUCCUGUGCAUCAAAAGCUGGUAUACCAU
Molecule: messenger RNA, 873 nt
Organism: Spizellomyces punctatus DAOM BR117
Lineage: Eukaryota; Fungi; Chytridiomycota; Chytridiomycetes; Spizellomycetales; Spizellomycetaceae
Exons: 2
Coding region: 33-581 (182 amino acids)
Source: RefSeq, a predicted model, not a curated record